AUGGUCCUCGAAGCUACGAUGAUAGCCAUCGACAACUCGGAAUACAUGAGAAAUGGAGACUAUUUGACCACCAGAUACGACGCCCAGUUGACGGCCACCGAGCUCAUUUUCCAGAACAAGGUCAACUCCAACCCCGAAAACACGGUGGGAUUAUUGGCAUACGGCGGCAACGGCCCCCAGGUAUUAUCCACAUUGACCACCGACUUUGGAAAGAUAUUGUCUGGGGCCCACGCCACCAAGUUGACGGGAGAAAACCACUUCUCCAGCGGCAUCCAGGUGGCCGCUUUGGCAUUGAAGCAUCGUCAGAACAAAAUCCAGCAGCAGAGAAUCAUAGUCUUUGUGGGCAGUCCCGUGAGAGAGUCCGAGAAAGAGCUCGAAAAGUUGGCCAAGAAGAUGAAGAAGAACAACGUGGCUGUGGACGUCAUAAAUUUCGGGGAGGAGGGUGUCAACACUGCCAAGCUCGAAAAGUUCCACGCCGCCAUAAAUAACCACGACAACUCCCACCUCGUCACCAUUCCUCCUGGCCCUAGAAUGUUGUACGAAGUGGUUGCAUCCUCACCCAUUUUGGUCGAAAACGGCUUCGACAUGGGCAGCGGCGAUUUCGAUGGUUUUGGUGGAUCCGGAUUUGGCGGAGGCGAUCUUAUUGAUCCUAACAUGGACCCCGACUUGGCGUUGGCUUUGAGACUUUCAUUGGAAGAAGAAAAGUCCAGACAAGAAAGAGAGGCCGAGGAAAAGGCCAAGAAGAACAGCGAUUUGGAGAAGAUCGACGAGGGUAAGGAGGGUUCUGACAAGAAGGACGAAGAUGACAAAGAUGUUAACAUGGAGGAAGCCAAGUAA
Suhomyces tanzawaensis NRRL Y-17324 is the source of this 837-nucleotide messenger RNA. RefSeq names its product proteasome regulatory particle base subunit (gene RPN10). The transcript has a single exon. Lineage: Eukaryota; Fungi; Ascomycota; Pichiomycetes; Serinales; Debaryomycetaceae. Gene Ontology annotation, cellular component: nucleus; cytosol; proteasome regulatory particle, base subcomplex. Gene Ontology annotation, biological process: proteasome-mediated ubiquitin-dependent protein catabolic process. The record is from RefSeq and is a predicted model, not a curated record. Bases 1 to 837 code for a protein of 278 amino acids. Gene Ontology annotation, molecular function: polyubiquitin modification-dependent protein binding.